AAUCAGUCUUUGGAAUUUAAAAAAAAAAAAAGCGUAUGUGAAAAUGGUGCACGUUAGAAGACCUGAAACAAGGUCAAAUUCUAAAACUCAAGCGCCUGAGCAGAAAUCUCGAGUGGAUUGGAGGCGGACCAAAAGAAGUCAUGUCUCCCAGUUGCUUGAUAGUGAUGCAGACCUUGACAGUGAGGAGACGCUUUCUAGUGAUGAAGAGCCUCCUGGUGGCGACAGUGCUGGCGGUGAGGAAGAGUGUGACUGGGACCCGGGACGUGGCCGGGAGAAAACGCCAGGAAGCGAAAGCGAGCUUAGCUUAGCCAGAGUUGAAGGCAGAGGCGACGACGAGCGACUCGGUAACGCCGGCGACAGUUCCACACAGGAAGAAGAAAUAGACAAAGCCGAUCGCAGCGCCUCUGACCUAGUGGGUCGCGAGAAGAGUCGGGCUCCCGGGCAUGAUGGCACCCCCAGGCACACUGGGCAGAUGAUGGAGGAAGACCUAGAGGAAGAGCGAGUCCGGCGAGGGAAACGGAAGAGGUCCUUCUCCAUCAUGUCCGACAGCGACGGGAGUGAGGACAGUGACGUCUUAGUCAGGAAGGCGGGCCGUAAGCGUCCGCCUCGAGUGCUCGAGGAGGAGUGCGCUUCCCAGGAAGAGGGGCCGAGUCACCCUGCACGCGCCCGGGCUGCUCGGAGGCGAGACCGGCUGCGGAAGCUCCGAGAGCUCUCCGGACGCAGAGCGGGCCGGGGCGGAUGGGGCCGGGGCGGCGGAGGAGGAGAAGGCGGAGAUGGAGGAGGCGGAGAUGCAGGAGGAGGAGAAGGAGAAGGAGGAGGAGGAGAAGGCGGAGAUGGAGGAGAAGGCGGAGAUGGAGGAAGCGGAGAUGCAGGAGGAGAAGGAGAAGGUGGAGGAGAAGGAGGCGGAGGUUUUGCGGACUUUGGAAAGGAACCCUACUCAAUUAAUGAUGAAGAUGAGGAGGAAGAGGACAGUUUUGAAUCUGAUGAAGAUGGAGAUGAUUAUAUCAUUGACGACUUUGUGGUACAAGAUAAGGAGUGUGAUGAAGAAAGUAAAACUCAACAAGAAGAAAGAUUGAGUACCUCACCACUGAAGUUAUUAAAGCAGAAUUCUCUUUAUUCCUUUGAUGACCCCUACACUCACUUUAAGAGAGUGGUAAAGGCAUUUCUAAUCAACGCUUUAGACAGCUCUUUUCUGGGAACAUUGUAUGAUGGCACCAGGCACAAGUCAUAUGCGCAAGACAUGUUGGCCUCUCUUCAUUAUUUGGAUGACCGCUGUGUCCAGCCGCGACUGGACGGUUUGUUUUCUAGGAGUCGCUGGAAGGAACAGUAUAAGGAGCGGGUAGAAAACUAUUCUAAUGUAAGUAUCCAUUCGAAGUGUGCUGAAAACUGCUACUGCCAGGCUUGUGGACUGCAUCGCUACUGCACAUUUUCAGUGCACUUGUCAGGAAAGUCAUACAACACCAGAACUUUGGAAAUGGAUGAGUUCAUGUCACAUGAUGAACAGGUGUUUACUGUUGGCAGAAUCUGUGCUAACCGAACCAAAAUUUACCAUAAGCUGAAACAUUUUAAAUUCGAACUGUACAAGAAGUGUUGCUCCAUUGUAAGGACAGAGGCAGCUGAGGGUGAAGAAGUUAAAGAAACAGUGGAACGCAUUUUCAACCGGUCGGAGUCAAGUGGCUGGAUUACAGUGAAAUACAGACAACUUCACGAUCACCUUGACUGUGCAGACUGCUUUCAAGAAGAGAAGCUUGACCUGUAA
This is a messenger RNA of Octodon degus (degu), 1759 nucleotides long. Its product is annotated as coiled-coil domain-containing protein 82. The transcript has 8 exons. Gene Ontology annotation, cellular component: nucleus. The coding region runs from base 44 to 1759 and encodes 571 amino acids. Lineage: Eukaryota; Metazoa; Chordata; Mammalia; Rodentia; Octodontidae. The record is from RefSeq and is a predicted model, not a curated record.